AUGAGCCGGGCCCUAGCCACGCGGUGUUCCUCACUGUUACCCCUAUAUUCAGGUCCCUGUUCGGGCGCCAAGUGUGACGAGCCAGCCGUCACAAAUCGAUCAGAGCAGAUAUCCUAUAUUAUUCCAAUAGAUGAGAAACCAUAUACUGUACACCUUAAGCAAAGAUUUUUUUUAGCAGAUAAUUUUAUGGUUUAUUUGUAUAAUCAAGGAUCUGUGAAUUCUUAUUCUUCAAAUAUUCAGACUCAAUGCUACUACCAAGGAUACAUUGAAGGAUAUCCGAAUUCUGUCGUCACACUCAGCACAUGCUCAGGACUGAGAGGAGUGCUGCAAUUUCAAAAUGUCUCUUAUGGAAUUGAGCCUCUGGAAGCUGCAGCUACAUUUCAGCAUAUUCUUUAUGAAUUAAGGAAUGAAAACCACGAAUUUGCAGUUCUUACUGAAAAAACCCAUGGCACAGAACAAAACCCAAUGGACUAUAACAUUUUUAUAAGUGAAAAAUCAGAAUCAACUGUUUCAGACUUAGUUCCUCUUUAUCUUGAAAUGCAUAUUGUGGUGGACAAAGUUUUGUAUGAUUUCUUGGGCUCUGAUAGCAUGAUAGUAACAAAUAAAGUCAUCGAAAUUAUUGGCCUUGUAAAUUCAAUGUUUGCCCAAUUUAAAGUUACUAUUGUGCUGUCAUCAUUGGAGUUGUGGUCAGAUACAAAUAAAAUUUCUACGGUUGGUGAGGCAGAUGAAUUACUGCAUAGAUUUCUAGAUUGGAAAAAAUCCUAUCUUACACUCAGGCCUCAUGAUAUUGCAUAUCUAUUCGUCUAUAGAGAGUCUCCAGAUUAUGUGGGAGCAACGUUUCCUGGAAAGAUGUGUGUUUCUCAUUAUUCUGCGGGCAUUGCUUUGUAUCCCAAGGAGAUAACUUUGGAUGCAUUUUCAAUAAUUGUCACCCAGAUGUUGGGACUCAGUCUGGGAAUAUCAUAUGAUGACCCAAAGAAAUGUCAGUGUUCAGGAGCCAUCUGUAUAAUGAAUCCAGAAGCUAUGCAAUCCAGUGGUGUGAAGACUUUUAGCAAUUGCAGUUUGAGUGACUUUGAAAAUUUCAUUUCAAAUAUUGGUGCCACCAAAUGUCUUCAGAAUAAGCCACAAAUGCAAAGGGGUCGAGCAAUCUGUGGCAAUGGCAAAGUUGAGAGCAAUGAAAUCUGUGACUGUGGUACUGAGGAACAAUGUGGACCUGAUAGCUGUUGUGAACCUAAAACUUGUGUGCUGAAAUCAGGAUCCCAAUGUGAUAAAGGAUUAUGCUGCAAGAACUGUAAAUUUCUAAGUGUAGGUUCGGAAUGUAGGCCCAAAGCGCAUCCUGACUGUGAUCUUCCUGAAUUUUGUAAUGGAAGCUCAGGAGCCUGUAAUCCUGAUAUAACUAUAUACAAUGGACGUUUAUGUAAAGGAAAAUUUAUUUGUUACGAUGGAGACUGCCAUGAUCUUGAUGCACGCUGUGCAUCCAUAUUUGGAAGAGGUUCAAAAAAUGCUCCAUUUGCCUGCUAUGAAGAAAUACAGUCUCAAAGUGAUAGGUUUGGGAACUGCGGUCUGGAAAGAGGCAAAUAUAAAAUAUGUUCAUGGAGGAAUCUUAUAUGUGGCAGAUUAGUUUGUACCUACCCUUCUCGAUCUCCUUUCCAUCAAGAAAAUGUUGCUGUGAUUUAUGCUUAUGUACGAGAUGUUGUAUGUGUGACUUUAGACUACAGUCUUCAUGGCUCUGUUAUAGAUCCAAUGGUGAUCCGUAAUGGCUCUGAAUGUGAUGUUGGGAGGGUUUGUGUAAAUGGUGAAUGUGUAGAAUCGAGGUUACUUAUGGAUGAAUUCUCUGCUUGUUCAAAAAAGUGCAGUGGAAAUGGGGUGUGCACUUCCCAGAUGGAGUGCCAUUGUUCUCCGGGCUUCAAACCUCCAGAUUGUAAACAGCGUUCCAGAGACGCUUCUAUGUUCCCUGAAACACCAGGUUUAAUAAUGGAAAAAGCUUUUUGGAAGCAUGGAAAGAACCGGUGGAUUCUAGGUUUCUACAUUGCUUUACCUAUUGUCAUCGUAGCAACCAUAAUAGCUAUUUCAUGGACUCUUUUGAAAAAAUGGUUCACUGAUAAAGAGGAAUCCCUAAGUAGCGAGUAA
This is a messenger RNA of Rhinolophus ferrumequinum (greater horseshoe bat), 2127 nucleotides long. RefSeq names its product ADAM metallopeptidase domain 32 (gene ADAM32). Gene Ontology annotation, cellular component: plasma membrane. Bases 1 to 2127 code for a protein of 708 amino acids. The transcript has 18 exons. Gene Ontology annotation, biological process: proteolysis; cell adhesion; binding of sperm to zona pellucida. NCBI's taxonomy places the organism in Eukaryota, Metazoa, Chordata, Mammalia, Chiroptera, Rhinolophidae. The record is from RefSeq and is a predicted model, not a curated record. Gene Ontology annotation, molecular function: metalloendopeptidase activity.